UCCUGAUGGAAGUCUACAAACUUGCAUCACAUUCGAGCGUUAAAAAUCACGCGUUCAUUUGUGACACUUACUAUCAGAGCAGAAGUCAAUACUGACACUCAAAUCUCAUAACCACCCCAAACGAUAAGAAAAAAAAAUGUCAACAGGUCAACAGGUCAAGCAAGUAAGAAGAUCGCAGUUCAUUCUUAUUCACCUUUUUGACGAAGGAAGGCUUAGAGCACCGUCCCUGUACAUUGUGAUGGGUAUAAUGCUGUGGUCAAAGGUAGAGGACUGGAAGGUGAUGUAUAACCAGCUGAUGGAACUAAGAGAUCCGAAGCUAGACGGAUUUCCGUUGAUGGACUCCCCGUUUCCCAUGCUCGCUAUAAUCUUAGUGUAUUUACUCUUCGUUCACCUGGGGUCCAAAUGGAUGAAACACCGCCAGCCUUACAGACUCAAUCACCUGAUGUUUGCUUACAAUUGCCUCAUGGUGUUGAUCUCGUUUUAUAUCUUUAGCUGGUUUGGCUAUGCUAUCGUCAAGCGAGGCUAUUCAAUGUAUUGUACAAACUGGAUAGUAUACGACCUACCAGAUGGCCAUUGCCUUAAACCUUGGGUGAGUUCCGAAAAUUUAUAUCAUCUUUUAAAUGCCAUGUGUUUAGCGCUAAUACCUCAAACACAAUGCAAUAAAACAACAUUGGUGGCAGCUCUUGAUGUCAAUGGAUUCCUCAAUAUUUCCACUGAUAUGUUGCUACAGGCAUACUAUGCUGGAUGGCUGUCCUUCUACUCGAAGGUGAUUGAACUCUUGGAUACAGUAUUCUUUAUUUUGCGUAAAAAGUUCAAGCAAGUCACAUUUCUACACGUCUACCAUCACACCAUGACGACCUUCUGUUUUUGGUUUGGCGCCAGAUUUUUACCGAAUGGUCCAGUCAUCAUUUUCCCGUUUCUCAAUUGCUUCGUCCACGUCAUCAUGUAUACAUACUACGCCUUGACCAGUGUUGGCUACUCCUUGAGGACCUGGAAGAAGUAUUUAACCAAGAUACAAUUAGUCCAGUUUUUGGCCUUCUUGGUGCCAUCAGUGCUGUACCAGCUGUACGACUGUCCAUUUGCCAAGAUGUACUUCUCCCUGGUCCUCUUCUACGUCAUCACUCUGGUGGUCCUGUUCACCAACUUCUACAUCAAAGCGUACCUCUCCACAGACAGGCACCCGAGACAGACACACUUGAAAAGUGAGAAACAAAAGUGUACGUGAGACUAGUGCUGUUGUAAUGACUUCAAAAUACAAACGAAGUUUGAAAGAUU
This is a messenger RNA of Biomphalaria glabrata, 1275 nucleotides long. Its product is annotated as elongation of very long chain fatty acids protein 4-like. NCBI's taxonomy places the organism in Eukaryota, Metazoa, Mollusca, Gastropoda, Planorbidae. The transcript is spliced from 9 exons. The record is from RefSeq and is a predicted model, not a curated record. Gene Ontology annotation, biological process: fatty acid elongation, saturated fatty acid; sphingolipid biosynthetic process; very long-chain fatty acid biosynthetic process. Gene Ontology annotation, molecular function: fatty acid elongase activity. Bases 137 to 1225 code for a protein of 362 amino acids. Gene Ontology annotation, cellular component: endoplasmic reticulum membrane.